CAGCAGACAGAGAGGACUCCGGCGCCAGAGUCUCGUCUCACACACACACAUACACUCAGCUGAAUAGCGGGACUGUUCUCUUUCUCAAGCGGAGUCUCAUAAGCUCUGUGUUUCCCGAUUCUCCGCGCAUGUGGACGUUUUCUCUCUGUCUCUCUAUCUCGAACACUUGAUCCAGAAAUCCCCAACCACUCACACACCAAAAAAAAGCCCCGCUCAACCAACGGGACAGAAGCAGUAGCAAUGUUCGGCUUUAGGACACUGUUCCCGGCACUGCUGCUGCUGCUGCUCGCCGGGCUGCCGGUGGGAGAAGGACGGGGACGGGAGAGGGUGUAUUACGUUGGAAUCCAAGAGAUAAACUGGGACUACGCUCCGACUGGCAGGAACCUCAUCAACGGGAAACAAAUAGCGGACGAUGAGCAUGCGUCAUUGUUCCUACAGAGUGGUCCCCAGCGUAUUGGCAGUGUGUAUAAGAAGGCCGUGUACAGGCAGUACACGGAUGCCUCCUACCUCAUCGAGGCCCCCCGGCCCGGCUGGCUGGGCUACCUGGGGCCUGUGCUGCGGGCAGAGGUUGAUGAUGUCAUCAUUGUGCACUUGAAGAACUUUGCCUCCAGAAACUACUCCAUGCAUCCUCACGGGGUCUUCUACGAGAAGGACUCAGAGGGGGCGCUGUAUCCAGACGGUACAUCAGACAGACUGAAACAGGAUGACAGCGUUGGCCCCGGGGCCAGCUAUACGUACCGCUGGGAGGUGCGUCCUGAGUUCUCCCCUACAGAGGGAGACGCAGCCUGUCUCACCUGGGUAUACCACUCACAUGUAGAGGCUCCUAGAGAUAUCACUUCUGGACUCAUAGGAGCUCUGCUCACCUGCAAGAAAGGUAUCCUGACAGAGGAGGGUCGUGUGGACGUAGACAGAGACGUUGUUCUGAUGUUCAACGUGGUGGACGAGUCUCUGAGCUGGUACCAGGAACACAACAUCCAGACGUUCUGUUCUGACCCUGCCUCCGUUGAUCCCGCUGACCCCGACUUCCAGGAGUCCAACAUGAUGCAUGCCAUAAAUGGGUAUAUGUAUGGUAACCUGCCUCACAUGGAGCUGUGCCAGGGUCGCACGGUGGCAUGGCACCUGUUUGGGAUGGGCAACGAGGUGGACAUACACUCUGCCUACUUCCAGGGCAACACCCUAUUGGACCGCGGUCACCGUGCCGACACGCUCAGCCUUUUCCCGGCGACCUUCGUCACCGCGGCGAUGGUUCCCUCGGCGACCGGGAAAUGGCUGCUGAGCUGUCAGGUCAACGACCAUCUACAGGCCGGUAUGCAGGCGCUGUAUGAGGUGGUAUCCUGUGAUAAUGAUGUCAGCCCCUCAGCAGCCCCCCCUCCUGGCCCAGUCAGGAAGUACUACCUGGCAGCAGAGAUUGUCACCUGGGACUAUGCUCCUACCGGGAUGGACAUCCAAACCAGCCUCUCCCUCACACUGCCCGACAGUCCCUCUGAGGUGUUCUUCGGUAGUGGCGAUGGCAGGAUAGGCGGUCGCUAUAUGAAGGCGGUGUAUCGGGGCUACACAGACGACACCUUCACUACCAGACAACCUCUCACCCCUGAAACACAACACCUGGGAAUACUGGGCCCAGUGCUGAGGGCUGAGGUUGGGGACAUCCUGCAGGUGGUGUUUCUGAACAAGGCAGACAGAAACUACAGCAUCCAGCCUCACGGCCUCCACUUCGACAAGCAAUACCAGGGAACCAGUUACCAAGACGGUGUAGAGAAGCCAGGCUCGGCUGUGUCUCCAGGCUCCAGGUUCACCUAUACCUGGCAGGUGUUGGAUGGUCCCUCCCUCUCUGACCCUCCCUGUUUGUCCUACCUGUACUACUCUGGCUCCUCCCCUGUAGAGGACACCAACGCUGGCCUCACCGGACCACUACUGGUCUGUAGACCUGGAACACUGGGGGACCACGGCAAACAGAGGAAGGUGGAUAGGGAGUUAUUCCUGCUGUUCUCUGUCAUGGAUGAGAACCUGAGCUGGUACCUUCAGAGGAACAUAGAGACCUACGGGUCAGACCAGUCAGACCCAGACAACGAAGACUUUCAGGAGAGCAACAAUAUGCACGCGGUGAACGGCUUCAUGUACGGGAACCUUCCAGGCCUGGACAUGUGUUCCGGGGACAGGGUUUUUUGGUACACCUUUGGGCUGGGUACGGAGGUGGAUAUCCAUGGGGUUUACUGGGAGGGCAACACCUUCCAGAGACAUGGUACAACCAGAGAUACACUCAGCCUGUUCCCCCACACCACGGCUGCUGUCAGCAUGCUGCCACACACACCUGGUGUAUUUGAGGUGAGCUGCAGAGUGACUGACCACUAUAAUGGAGGGAUGAGACAGCAGUACUCUGUGAAGCCCUGCUCCGAGAGCAACGUGAAACACGCUCACUCCCCUGGCUCGUCCGUGGUUCGCUACUUCAUCAGCGCAGAGGAGGUGGAGUGGGACUACUCACCUGACCGGGUCUGGGAACUAGAGAAACAUCACGCCACAGAGGAGGACAGUCCAGGCAGUGUAUUCGUGGGCAGGGGAGAGAAUCGUAUUGGUCCACGGUAUAAGAAGGCGGUGUAUAGACAGUACACUGAUGACACCUUCAGGACACAGACGGAACUGCAGCCUGAACAACUGCACCUCGGCAUUCUGGGUCCUAUAAUCAGGGUGGAGGUGGGAGAGGAGGUUUUGAUCACCUUUAAGAACAGAGCCAGCCGUCCGUACUCUAUACACGCUCACGGAGUGGUCACAACCGACACACACACACCUGUCCAGCCAGGUUAUAUGACAGAGUUCAGGUGGGAGGUCCCAGAGAGCUCUGGUCCAGGAGUCUCUGAUCCUAACUGUAUCACCUACGCGUACUACUCUACUGUUGACUUCGUCAAGGAUGUGUUCAGUGGUCUUUUGGGCCCCCUGGUGAUCUGCAGACAGGGAGUACUGCAGCGUGGAGCUGAGGGGGGGACGAGGAAGAGGAGGGACGUGGAGAGGGAGUUUGCUCUGCUCUUCAUGGUGUUUGAUGAGAAUGAGUCAUGGUACCUGGAAGACAACAUCAGAACUUAUCUCCACACUGACCCCAGUAACUUCACCAUGGACGACAACUUUAUAGAGAGCAACAAGAUGCAUGGUAUAAAUGGUAAGCUGUAUGGAAACCUCCAUGGUCUAACCAUGUCUAAUGGCCAGACAGUGGACUGGUAUCUACUGGGGAUGGGCAACGAGGUCGACAUACACACCGUCCACUUCCACGCUGAGACCUUCACGUAUAAAACGGACAGUGUGCACCGUGCGGAUGUGUUUGACCUGUUCCCGGGGACGUUUCAGACGGUCGAGAUGACUGCAGGGAACCCUGGGACAUGGCUGUUGCACUGCCACGUCGCCGACCACAUCCACGCUGGAAUGGAGACCACCUUCACCAUCACAGAGAAAACAUCACAUGCACCUGGUGUUGGAGGUUCCAUCUCCACUCUGCUACUGCCACUACUACUGGCCAUUCUCCACUAGACUACUUGUUGUGUGUGUGUGUGUGUGUGUGUGUGUGUGUGUGUGUGUGUGUUCAUAUUGCAUUAUCAGUCAAUGUAAUUAGCUAUCAAACCAAUCAGUCCUACAAUGGAUCAAAUGAUAAUGAUUGACAGUUCAAUAUUACACAGCUUUACCAUCCAAUCAUCCAUGUUACAGCUUUAUCAUAGAAUCAGGAAGUAGAAUCCUAGAAUGGACGUGAACCUUCUUAUGAUGGCGUCAAAGGUCAGCCAUGUUGGUCAGGGAGUUGAUCAACCAUGGUUUGCCAGCACCGUUAUAAUUUAUUGUAUAAAGCAAUGAAUUUGAAGAAUUUGCCUGCACUGUAUACAGUGCAUUCGGUAAGUAUUCAGACCCC
Salmo salar (Atlantic salmon) is the source of this 3886-nucleotide messenger RNA. The record is from RefSeq and is a predicted model, not a curated record. Lineage: Eukaryota; Metazoa; Chordata; Actinopteri; Salmoniformes; Salmonidae.